UUCUCGGUGCUUUUUAAAAUAUCACGUCACUUCCGUAAACAUUGCAUAUGUAUUUAUAAUCAUCAUGCUAUAGCGUCGCGUCUCUUUGUAUCGAGAGAGUUCUAGAAAACAAAUUCCAACAAAAACUAAAUCAACAGACAGGCAAUCCAUUUUCAACACAAACUUCCACAACCUGAGGAUUGAAAACUGAGAGAGAGAGCAGCCGAUGUAAAUUUGUUUCGUGUCAGAAGAAGAGGUUAAGAUUCCCAUUUUAUUUGGACAUGUCUGACAAGAAGAGCCCCAGUAGUUUAGAUGACUCCCUGAAUGGAGAAUUUCCACUUCAAGAGCAGGAUGAUGGAGAGCUAAGUUUGUCAACCGGAAGCUCCGUCAGUGAUUCUGAGACAGAAAAGAAGAAAACAAGAUCAGGGUCACCAAGUUCUCCUAGAAUUCCUCCAGCAUUUAUGGUGGCAGCUUCUCCACCAAAGUUUCUGAGCUUUGAACAGUUAAUGGAAGCUGCCAAUGGAGUCAAAAACAUGGCAUUGGCUCAUGAAAUUGCUGUAAACACAGACUUCAAGUUAGAAGAGUUCCAACCGCCCGAUGACAGCAUAGAGAAGCAGGUGAAGGAGACGGUCAGAAGAGCAUUCUGGGAUGCCUUUCAAGAAAAACUGAAUGAGGAUCCACCUGACUUUAUGCACGCCCUGGUUCUGAUACAGGAAGUGAAGGAGAAUAUCGUGAUGCUUCUGCUGCCCCAGCAUGUGCGAUUCAGGGCCCAGAUCAACGAGGUGCUUGACAUUGACUUGAUCAGACAGAAGCUUGAGAAUGAUGCCUUUGACAUUUAUUAUUAUUCUAACUACAUUGUUGGUGUGAUGGAGAAGCUGUGCGCUCCAGUCAGGGAUGAGCAAGUGACAAAACUUAAAACAAUCAAAGAAGUUGUCCCCCUUUUCAAGGAGAUUUUUGAAGUGCUGGAUCUCAUGAAAAUGGACAUGGCAAAUUUCACCUUACAACAAAUUCGACCGUACUGCCAGCAACAGUCAGUAGAGUAUGAACGACAAAAAUUCCAGGACUUCCUCAAAUCCCAACAAGAAACUGGGAUUGAUGGUUUGGAGUUCACGAAAGUCUGGCUGAAGAGAAGUCAUGAUAAAAUCACAGAUGUUAACGCAGUGGAGGAAGCCAUGUCAUUGCCCCUGGCAACACCAGCAGCCAUAUUGAAUGAGGCCUACAUCGAAUUACUGCACUGGGAUGAGCGAAAUGUCAUUCCUGAGACGCUGGUGAUGGACCAUGCUCGAGUAACGGAACAGAGGGAAAAAGCCCACCGACUAGCCCUCAUUUCAUCUGUCCUGAUGAUUACCUACAGCACAGUGGGGUCUUCUAUUUCUGGUGUCCAAGUCCUAAAAGACAAAUUAAAAUCCGAGAUCUGUACUCUACUGGAGGGGGUAUCAAACAGCGACCUCCCUAAAGCGAUGAGUAAUGUAGGUGAACAGGUGAACAAGACGGUGAAUGACUUCCUGUCGUCUCAUGGAUUCCAGGCUCGGGAGGAGGCCCAGCAGAAGAUGCUGGUUGGUCAGAUCACAGAUAUAUCUGAUAAAGACAACAAAGUAUACAACAUUCUGUUUAAAAGAUUGCUAGACUUCAUCAGACAGAUCAUUUCCUCUCAACAUAAGGAACCAUUAAAGGUGCCCGCCGGAUUCUCUGCCGUGGAACGGGAGCUAAGCCAGCUCUGUGGUCGCUUCCUGCGAGUGAUUUCCUACAACAGGUCCGUGUUUGGUUCAUAUUACACAGACAUCAUUAACAUACUCCUACAGAAACACAUGGCAGACCUGUCUCCAAGGUAACCAGUCAAGUCACAGGAAGAUGAAAGGCAUUAUGGGAUUUAUUUGAACUCCAGAAGACUUUGGAGGCCAGUGUGUGAAUGCAAGAGGACGGAGUGAAGGGAACUUAGCUCAUCAAGAGGGGCUCUAAAAGUAAUGCCGAAUACUUUCCUCUCAAUCUGACUAAAGUACAGACCUAUAUUAUUAUAUAUAUAAUAAUAUAGGUCUGUACUUUAGUCAGAUUGCUUUGCUCUGUGUGGAAUAUUUCUUGCAUGAGAAACGCAUUUCAAGGGAGAAAACUCUUCUUGAUACUUCAUUAUGCCUGUUUGAAUAUUUAGUGAUUAUUUCUUGUAUGUGCAUACACUGUUUUGAACAUUAUGUGAUGUAGUAGAGAGGAAUAAUAUGAUUGUGAAAUUGUUGAGUGUUUAUUCUUAAACAUGUUAGAAGAGGCAUUAUUUGUGUGAAUAUAUUGUCAAAUUUGUGUUUUUAAGCAACAUGUAUGCAUUGUUUUCUAUUAUGAACAUGUGUGCCAAGUUUAUAAUUAUGUUGUUUUUUCAAUAUUUCUUAAUUUUCUUUCUUGCAUUACAUAACAUUUGGACUAUUCCUUUGGAAUUUAAGAAUUGUGUAUUUAUGAUAUUUAAUCAAAUUUCAUAUUAAAAACAUUAACAAUUUACCAAAUUAUAAAACUUUUAAGAUAAUCAAAAAUUACAUUAAGAAUCCCAUGGACAACAAAAUUGUUAUAUACAAUGGACAACUACUCUGCCAUAUCAAUAAGGGUUGGUGAAAUGAAAGAGUGGACCAAAUUUUAGAUUAUCUCGUGAAAAGUUAUGUCAAAUUUUCCUGUUUUUGAUGCAUAUAUACAGCUGUAGCAGAAUUUUGCUGAAAUAAGACGCAGUUCUUGUGAUAUUAGUUGAUAUGCUGUUUGUAAUGCACAGUUUAUAAAUAGAAUAAACCUAUAGGUUUAUAUAUAUACAUAUCUCUUCCUGCUUUAUGAUUUCUUUGUUGACCAGUGUGUAUAGGAUAUUGUGUCAAGUUGACUUCGGCUCCUUGUCACGCGACAUCUUUGAUUUUAUCUUGAGUUAGCAUCAGCUCUAUAUAGUGUGAACGUACAUCUUCAAUAUUAUAUGAAGUCACUGACAGCUGUGCCGCGCGACAUCUUCGAUUUCACGUUGAGUUAGUAUCAGCUCUGCUUAGCAUCAUGUCUUCAAUAUUAUAUCAUAUCAGAGUGGCGGGGGUUACAAGGGUUGGAAACACACACACACACACACCCUCCCCUUUUGUCAGAAAAUUUUGCUUAAAAAGGGUAAAAAUAAUGCAUUUUGAGGGUGGGACACCCCCCCACCCCCACCCCUUUGAAAACCAAAUUAUGGUAGAAACCCCCCGCUCUUUCAAAAAUUUCUUGAUCCGCCCCUGCUGUUAGCUGUGUCAUGUGACAUCUUGAUUUUAUGUGAAGUUAGUAUCUUAGUUAUCAAAAACGGCUCAAUGGAUCAAGGUAAAAUCUUCACAGGGUGAUUGGUGGGGUUCUGUACAUGUACAUAACUGGCCUUAUUUGUCAUGUAUGUUCUUGUGGGUGCAUUUAAAUAGUUUCAUUAUACAUGUAUAUAUUAUGAUGUGUUGCAUAACAUAUAAUCAGUUUAACUCUUAUUGAAUUUUAUUGAGACUCUUUACUGAUUGGCAUGGUCAAAAUUAACACCCUGCACAUGCAUGUACAUGUGUGCUUCAUUUUGAUUGGAUAAUGCUAAAAUAUCUAUAACUUUUGUAUGAAUAAAGGGAAUGUGAUU
This is a messenger RNA of Ostrea edulis (European flat oyster), 3568 nucleotides long. Its product is annotated as T-complex protein 11-like protein 1. Gene Ontology annotation, biological process: signal transduction. The transcript is spliced from 10 exons. NCBI's taxonomy places the organism in Eukaryota, Metazoa, Mollusca, Bivalvia, Ostreida, Ostreidae. Bases 261 to 1811 code for a protein of 516 amino acids. The record is from RefSeq and is a predicted model, not a curated record.